UAUUUUUUAUUUCGUUGCGAGGACGGAGGAGGCGUUUUUACAUUUCCGACCUUCCAAAGAGAGAAGAGGCAGUUAGACUACUGGACUGGAAGCUGAGUUUCCAUUUCCUUCUCCAGAGCAGACUGAGCGAGCCGAACCAGUACCAAAACAACGUCGUCGAUUGUUUCUCGCACUUCUCACUUCCGCCAUUUUCCUCUCGAACUCCGCCUUUGGUUUUCCCAGCUGUUUCCUCCGAUUAUCGGUACGUGUGGAUUUGUUUGGGAUUUUGUGAAAUGUGAACGAACUGGCGUAUGUGUGAAUUUAUGCAUGUUGUGCGAAGGUGUUUGUCGAAAAAUCGAGCGAGGAAUGAGAGUGUCAAUGUGAUGCUGAUUGCGGUUAUAGGCGUUUGAGUGUGGUUUUUUUAGGCUGCUGUUCGAAUAUGGAUUUUCUGUGUAGUUUUCAGCAGCCAAAUGUGUUAUAUGGCAGUGAAGGGGCUAGUUAUAAGAGGUUGAAUUGCUUUAGUAGUUCACCGAUUAUCUUUGGGAGUAAAGAUGUUAGUUGUAACUUUCUGGGUAAUUCGAGAAUUGUUGUGAAAGCAUGGUCAGGUAAGAAGUUGAAGAGAACUGUCUGUGUAAGUGGUUGUAGGAUUUCACGUUUGACCUAUAGAGAAAAAGCUGAUGAUCGUUUGUGGAAUUCGAAUCCGAAAGUGCCUUUAUCUUGUAACUUUGGUAGUGUUUUCAAAGGGUCAAGAACAGUUUGGUGGUCGCGGUGUCAGAGUAAUGACUCAUUAGCGUAUGUUAAUGGAAAUGGUCAGAAUGUGGAAUACCUAGAAGGUCAUGAUGAGAGCUCAGGAGUUGGGUCUGUUCAUGAUGCCGAGUUGAGUGAUUCCAGAGAAGAAGAUGGAUAUGAAGAACAAAAAGAAGAACCAGAGGCACCUACAUUGGAUGAAUUGAACGAAUUGCUGCAAAAUGCCAUGAAAGAGCUUGAAGCUGCACGACUUAAUAGUACCAUGUUUGAAGAAAAGGCUCAGAGAAUAUCAGAAGCCGCGAUAUGCCUACGGGAUGAAGCAGCAAAUGCUUGGAAUAAUGUUAACUCAACCCUUGAUACUGUCCAAGAGAUCGUUCAUGAAGAGACUAUUGCCAAAGAAGGCGUUCAGAAAGCAAAAAUGGCACUUUCAUUAGCAGAGGCAAGGCUUCGGGUGGCAGUGGAAUCUUUACAGGUUGCAAAAAGAGAGACCAAUUCUUCUGAAAUUUCACAAGAGAAUGAUGGGGAACAUGAUUGCAAAGAAGAAGAAAAAGCACUUUUGGUUGCCCAGGAAGAUAUUAAGGAAUGCCAGGCGAAUUUGGCCAACUGUGAGGCAGAGCUAAUGCACUUGCAUAGUAAAAAAGAGGAGUUGCAGAAGGAAAUGGACAGGUUGAAUGAGGUUGCAGAGAAAGCACAGCUCAGUGCUUUGAAAGCAGAAGAGGAUGUAACCAACAUAAUGCUUUUAGCAGAGCAAGCUGUUGCUUUUGAACUUGAAGCUGCAAAGCAUGUCAACGAUGCAGAAAUUGCAUUACAAAGAGCACAGAAAUCUAUCUCCAACUCAAUGGUUGACACCACAGAAAACAACCAAGGACAGGUGUUGAGUGAUGAUAAUCCUGCUCUUGAGGAAGGGGAGACGGUAGUCCUAGGAAGUUCUGCUGAUAUCAUUGUUGAAAGGGACAGAGAUGUGGUAAUUGAUGGUGAUUUGUUGGCUGUCAAGCCUUUGGCAGACAGCCCUUCUGACAAAAUCAGCCAGAGUUUUGAAGACGCAAGUCAAUUUGUUGAUUUGAGUGAUCAUGAGAAUGGAAAGUUAAGUUUGGAUUCUCUAAAAGACGCUGACGUAGAAGCUGAAAAGUCAAAGAAUGUGGUUCAAGCUAAAAAGCAGGAAACUCAGAAGGACUUGAGUAGGGAGAGUUCACCGUUAAAUUCUCCAAAGACAUUAUUGAAGAAAUCUUCUCGUUUCUUUUCUGCAUCUUUCUUCUCUUCUGCUGAUGGGACUCCGACAUCAGUUUUCCAAGGUCUGAUGGAGUAUGCAAGGAAGCAAUGGCCAAAGCUGGUUGUCGGGAUGUUCCUAUUUGGAGUAGGGCUCACCUUUUAUGCUAAUCGAGUGGAAAGGGCCACACAACUGUUACAACAGCCAGACGUCAUCACCACUAGUAUUGAAGAAGUUUCCUCAAGUGCGAAGCCUCUAGUUCGAGAAUUACAGAAACUUCCUAGAAGAAUUAAAAAACUAAUUGAUAUGAUUCCUCAUCAAGAGGUGAAUGAGGAGGAAGCUUCUCUUUUUGACAUGUUAUGGUUAUUGUUAGCAAGUGUGAUAUUUGUGCCUGUAUUUCAAAGAAUUCCUGGAGGCAGUCCUGUUCUUGGGUAUUUAGCUGCUGGCAUCUUGAUUGGGCCUUAUGGCCUCUCUAUUAUUCGUCAUGUACAUGGGACAAAGGCAAUUGCUGAAUUUGGGGUUGUUUUCUUGCUGUUCAACAUUGGCCUCGAGCUUUCUGUUGAAAGGUUGAGUUCAAUGAAGAAAUAUGUAUUUGGAUUAGGCUCUGCUCAGGUUUUGGUGACAGCUGUUGUGGUUGGUGUGGUUGCUCAUUAUGUUUGUGGGCUGCCUGGACCUGCUGCAAUAGUAAUUGGCAAUGGUCUGGCUUUAUCAUCCACUGCAGUUGUUCUGCAGGUCUUGCAAGAGCGGGGUGAGAGCACUUCACGUCAUGGCCGUGCUACGUUUUCUGUCCUACUUUUCCAGGAUUUGGCUGUUGUGGUUUUGCUAAUUCUUAUACCUCUGAUUUCACCAAAUUCAUCCAAAGGAGGGAUUGGUUUUCAAGCCAUUGCUGAAGCUCUUGGACUUGCUGCUGUAAAGGCAGCAGUUGCCAUCACGGCCAUAAUUGCUGGUGGACGCUUGCUGCUUCGACCAAUUUAUAGGCAAAUUGCAGAAAAUCAAAAUGCAGAAAUAUUUUCUGCCAAUACUUUGCUUGUUAUUCUAGGAACAAGUCUUCUCACUGCCAGGGCUGGACUAUCUAUGGCAUUGGGAGCAUUUUUGGCUGGUUUGCUUCUUGCAGAAACUGAAUUUUCUUUACAGGUUGAGUCCGAUAUUGCUCCAUAUCGUGGUCUUCUACUGGGCCUCUUCUUUAUGACGGUUGGAAUGUCUAUUGAUCCGAAACUUCUUCUUUCAAACUUCCCGGUUAUAGCUGGAUCAUUAGGACUUCUGAUUGGUGGGAAAUCCUUAUUGGUUGCUUUGAUUGGCAAACUAUUUGGCGUUUCAAUAAUAUCUGCAAUAAGAGUUGGUCUUCUUCUUGCUCCUGGUGGAGAGUUUGCAUUUGUUGCAUUUGGUGAAGCUGUUAAUCAGGGAAUAAUGACUCCUCGGUUAUCAUCUUUGCUUUUCCUUCUUGUUGGAAUUUCAAUGGCCAUCACACCAUGGCUAGCUGCUGGAGGGCAGUUAAUUGCAUCUCGUUUUGAGGUGCAUGACGUUCGAAGUUUACUACCAGUCGAGAGUGAGACGGAUGAUUUACAAGGUCAUAUAAUCAUCUGUGGAUUUGGGCGAGUUGGCCAGAUAAUUGCACAGCUUCUUUCUGAGAGUCUAAUUCCAUUUGUAGCUCUUGAUGUGAGGAGUGAUAGAGUGGCAGUCGGACGCUCGCUGGACCUUCCAGUCUACUUUGGAGAUGCUGGUAGCCGAGAGGUGCUCCACAAAGUUGGUGCUGAAAGAGCAUGUGCUGCAGCAAUCACUUUAGAUUCUCCUGGUGCAAACUAUAGAACUGUUUGGGCUCUGAGCAAGUAUUUCCCUAACGUGAAAACUUUUGUCCGUGCUCAUGAUGUUGAUCAUGGUCUUAAUUUGGAGAAGGCUGGGGCUACAGCGGUUGUCCCAGAGACCUUGGAACCUAGUCUACAGUUGGCAGCUGCUGUCUUAGCUCAGGCUAAGCUACCCAUGUCAGAGAUCGCAUCAACAAUCAAUGAGUAUAGGUCCCGUCACCUUGGUGAGCUAACUGAGUUAUGUGAAACUAGCGGAAGUUCUCUUGGCUACGGGUUUUCUCGAAUGAUGAGUAAACCCAAAACUCCGACUCCGGAUUCCACAGAUGAGAACCAGUUCACUGAAGGAACGCUGGCCAUCUAGAUGGUGGCAAACACGGUAAAUGAUAAAAGGAAAAUGUAGAAACAGCUCGAGAACUGUAUAGCAGAUUACUUCUUCGAUUUUGGACCCGAAACAGAAAUGAUUCAUCUUCCAAUGGGUAUUAAAUUGUACAGAAAUUACACCGAAGAGGCAAUCAAUAGCAAACAGUCGGCUGACAAACUUUUGUUCCAUAAACUUUGUUGAACAAACCUAUAUUCUUGAUGCAUCCUUCUGUCUCAAGGCACCACCUUUUUGUUUUGGGCUGUGUCGGGGUCCAAAGUAUAGAAAACCGUAAAUUUCCCAACCUUUUGUUGGUAUUUAUAUUACUUUAUGUUUCUUUAUUGCUUGACGAAAAUACGGUGCUACGCGGUUUAUGGCUUUGUGGGCUGUAGAGCGAAAAUUAUGUAUCAUUUAUGGUUCAAACGAUGUUAUCCUCAAAAUGGGUUGGCAAAAAUAUUGUUCAAA
Molecule: messenger RNA, 4558 nt
Organism: Malus domestica (apple)
Lineage: Eukaryota; Viridiplantae; Streptophyta; Magnoliopsida; Rosales; Rosaceae
Source: RefSeq, a predicted model, not a curated record